Molecule: messenger RNA, 597 nt
Organism: Mycotypha africana
Lineage: Eukaryota; Fungi; Mucoromycota; Mucoromycetes; Mucorales; Mycotyphaceae
Product: nicotinamide N-methyltransferase-like protein
Exons: 3
Source: RefSeq, a predicted model, not a curated record
UUGAAAGACUCUAUUUUGCUCUCUCAAGACUUGACAAAUGGUUGUGGUGGUAAAAUAUGGGAAGCAGCCAAUGUCAUGAUCAACUAUUUUAUAGGGAAAGAAAGCAACGGAUCCUCAUUAUUGCAAAAUAAAAAGAUUGUGGAAGUUGGUUCUGGAACAGGUUUAGUCGGGUUGGCUAUGGCUAAACUAUGUCCUUCCAUUCAAGAGAUGCUUCUUACGGAUCAAUUAUCUAUGAUGGGUCUCUUGAAGGAAAACAUUACUCUAAAUAAGCUGGAGUCUACUGUCAAGGCCGAGAUUUUAAAUUGGGGCGAAGACGUUCCAUCUCACAUGCUGGAUGCUGAUGUUAUUUUAGCUUCUGAUUGUAUUUAUCUUGAAGUUGCCUUUAUACCCCUCAUCGAAACCCUUUUCGCGCUCACUGCUCAAAAGCCUAAUGAAACUGUGAUCUAUCUGGCCUAUCGUAAAAGACGAAGUGCCGAUAAGAGAUUUUUUCAGUUAGCAAAAAAGAAAUUCAUAUUCGAAGAAAUCACAGAUGAUCCGCAACGACUUGAAUAUCAGAAACAAAAGUUACAUCUCUUUAUAGUUCGAAGAAAGAAUGCG